CGGGGGCAGACCCCUCCUCGAUGUGCAAGCCAGUUUGAUUCUUAUAAUCAGAAAUUUUCAUUGCUCAAACCUACAGACUAAUUUACUCUUCCGAGUUCAUCUUCUUGCUGGUGUAUCUUUUUUUCAAUUCACAGUGAAUCUGCAAAGCUACGCCUCUUCUUCUUGGUUAAUUUCCACGUACAUAAUCGGAAAUGGAAGAUAAAUAUGAGAAUGAUAAAGUAGACGAAGUGAUGCUGCCAGGUUUCAGAUUUCAUCCAACCGAUGAGGAGUUAGUAGGGUUUUAUCUCAGAAGGAAAGUUCAGCAGAAACCCCUCUCCGUUGAGCUCAUCAAGCAGCUCGAUAUCUACAAAUACGAUCCAUGGGAUCUUCCAAAAUUGGCAACAACUGGAGAGAAAGAAUGGUAUUUCUACUGCCCUAGGGAUAGAAAGUAUAGAAACAGUGCGAGGCCAAACCGAGUGACCGGAGCCGGAUUUUGGAAAGCCACCGGCACCGACAGGCCUAUCUACUCCUCGGAGGGUUCGAAGUGCAUUGGCUUGAAGAAAUCCCUUGUUUUCUACAAAGGCAAGGCUGCUAAGGGACUCAAAACAGACUGGAUGAUGCAUGAGUUUAGGCUGCCAUCGAUGUCCGACUCAGUUAAUCCUAAGAAAUUCUUGGACAAGAUCAUCCCUGCUAAUGAGGCUUGGGCGAUAUGUAGGAUUUUCAAGAAAGCUAGCUCAACUACACAAAGGGCUGUGUCUCAAUCUUGGAUUUCACCUGCAAUAUUUGACACUCCUACAUCUGAUAUAAUGAAUCUCCCUCCUGUCAACAGUAUUCACUUGAGUUCCAGCAACAUUACAAUGGCAAAUCUCCAAUUUGAUUUUUGCAAUGGUGUGGAACAGCAAUCUUCCAUGGCUAGUUUUAGUCCCCUUAGCUUUCCUCUCAACAAACCAGUUCAUCACAUGGAGAGUAAGCUAAGCCAAGUGUCCGAAUCAGCUCCAAAAUACGGCACCAGCGAUGCUUCUUCGGUGUUGCUAGACAUGUCGAAUUCCAUAUUCGAAGAUUAUAAUGGAAAGGGCUGCUCAGAGGACGAAGAUCCCAGUACACUCCACCAGCAAUGUAAUGGAUUGAUCUCAACAAUAGUGACUGGGAAUGUGCAAGUAGAGAUUCCUCCAGGAAACGUCGCACAAUUCAACGAACCAUGGGGAUCGAUAAGGCCUGUGGGAUAUACUUACAAUACUCCAUUGAUGAGCUUACCAGAAGCAUGGAAGACAGGUUUUCUGUGGGACUCUUCUCCUUGUCCUAGUGAAUUGUCCACUAAUUAUACUUCUAACAAAUGAUAUAAAUAGAAAAAGGUAGGCACAGUGAGUUUAAUUCUGUACUCAGGUUUUAGUUGUUCUAUUUUUUCUUCUUUUUUUUUUUCUUACACUGCUCUAAGUUUGGUGAGAACAGUGAUAAAAAAAUCCA
Molecule: messenger RNA, 1443 nt
Organism: Andrographis paniculata
Lineage: Eukaryota; Viridiplantae; Streptophyta; Magnoliopsida; Lamiales; Acanthaceae
Product: putative NAC domain-containing protein 94
Exons: 3
Coding region: 192-1316 (374 amino acids)
Biological process (GO): regulation of DNA-templated transcription
Molecular function (GO): DNA binding
Source: RefSeq, a predicted model, not a curated record